Molecule: messenger RNA, 1551 nt
Organism: Cherax quadricarinatus
Lineage: Eukaryota; Metazoa; Arthropoda; Malacostraca; Decapoda; Parastacidae
Source: RefSeq, a predicted model, not a curated record
AUGGAAGACUCCUUGGAGGCCGAACCUGUUACUGAGUCACACUCAGACACUUCACACACGUUCCAAAACCUCGCCUCCAAUACGACGCAGACACCUCUGCCUCUGACCAAGGCGGAGAAUGGAGCUCCCGAGCUCUUCUACCCGGCCGAGCAGCUCAGCAACAACACAGGCCGGCCACAUCCUACUCAUAUCCUGCUACUCGAGCAUUUUCUUUAUCAGCCUAGUGGGCAAUUUGUGCGUGCUUCGAGCCAUCCUCGGCGGAGGACGCAAGCAACGCAAGUCCCGGGUCAACCUGAUGCUUUGCACCUGGCCAUAGCCGACCUUAUUGUCACAAUGGUAAUGAUACCAGUGGAGGUCGGGCGGGCAGCUACGGUGCAAUGGCUGGCUGGCGACACUUCAUGCAGGUUCUUCUCAUUCUUCAGGAUAUUUGGUCACUACCUCUCCUCCUUCAUUCUUGUCUGCAUUUCCAUUGAUAGAUACUUCGCAGUGGUGCAUCCUCUGAGUCUCAACGUAGCAGACAGACGAGGCAAGAUAAUGCUCGCCUUCGCCUGGUUCUUGGCCUUCACGUGUUCCUUACCUCAGGUGAUCAUCUUCCAUGUGGAGCACCAUCCGACCUUCACCUACUACGUGCAGUGUGUCACCUUCAACUUCUUCCCGUCGCUGCACCACGAGAUGGUUUACAAUCUCUUCUGCCUAGUGAUGCUCUAUGUGGCGCCCCUCUCUAUCAUCAUCGUCUUCUAUGGCGCUAUAGUCAUCACCAUCUUCCAGAAGAGCAGACUCUCGUGCGAUGAGACGACGAUUCGAAGAUCAAGCUUAGGUUACCUGGGCCGCGCAAGAGCAAGAACCAUCAAGAUGACUGUGAGCAUCGUACUGGCAUUCUUCGUGUGUUGGACACCUUAUGUCGUCAUCAGCCUCUGGUACUGCUUCGAUAGGCCAGCUGCGUCACUGCUGGACGAGAAGGUCAAGAAUGGUCUCUUCAUCUUUGCUUGUUUCAAUUCCUGUGUCAACCCAAUUGUCUACGGCAUCUUCAACUUCUGCAAGAAGAAACAACCAAUAACACAGACGUGGCGCUCCACUACCCUCAACACGCAGAUCAACUCUCGUAGCUACGAGUAUCGCAGUUUCAAGUCUAGUCGUGUGUACUGGAAUCGCCAGGACCCAGCCUCCACCCACGCCAAUUCCGAAGUUACUGACCGCUCUGCUGAGCUCCUGCUGCCUCAAACACUCAACUCUGUUUCCCGUACUAGGUCUAACUCCGGCUCAGGUUCCGGAUUGUCGAUCCCUCUUCAAAUACUCAAACAAUCCUCGUCGCUGUGUACAAGGAACGGCAGCGGCAGGAAAGAUGAGAGAGAUCAGGUUAGCAGAGAAAAAUAAGACCUCUUGAAGAGCACCAGUUGAUGUGACUGAAGACUAGCCAGAACGGCGAGGCCUUCACACCUUCACUUAGCUAAUAUUCUCUCUUUAUUUUAUGGAGUAUUUUUUAAUUUGUUCUUGUAAAACUUACAACAGUUAUACCAUUCAUUAUAAUAUAUUAAAAAAUUAUUGUUUUAA